GUGCGCUCCGUUGCCCCCGCCUAUGCGCGGCUGUCGGGUGGAGCGGGAGGUGCGUUCGCUACCUUGGCAGCGCGGCGCGGACGGACUUACGAUGAUCAGCCGGAUGAAAGCGACGGUCGCUCAGCUGGUCAGCGGUAUGGCUCCCAGCACCGGCUCCAGCUCGAACCCCAGUAGCGGUGCGGGGUGCCAUACCAGAUUUCCGUAUUCACGGCCGCCGUUCCUGUUCCUGAGCCCCGAGGAAGCGCAGCGGGCGGUGGAUCACAACAGUAGACCUAUCCUGGUACCUGGGCAAGGCAGGAAGAAGUUGCUACCCUGGGACACGGGAUAUGCAGAGGUGAUUAACGCUGGAAAAAGUCCCCUGAAUGAAGAUCAAGCUACCCGUGAAGUAGUAGUUGUGGAGAGUAGGAGUCAGAAGAACAGCAAAGGAGCCAAGGCGGUCAAUGAAGAUAGUGACAAGGGAGGCAAUGAAAUUGCAUUUCAUUACUGGGCGUUGUUUGAUGGCCAUGCGGGUACCGGAGCUGCUGUCAUGGCCUCGAGACUGCUGCACAUCCACAUUUGUGAACAGCUGCGUGACAUUGUCAAUAUCCUGAAAGACUGUGGCGUACCGCCACCGAUCUGCCUUUCCAGUGACCCGGAGACAGUAACGGCAGACGCCACAAAGAGCCUAGAACAUCAGGGGGACUGGGAGCCUCCCACUGACAGUGAAUCACGGUUCCAACUGGAGAAGGAGAUCUCGCACGAGUACCUGGUCAUUGGUGCAAUAGAAAGCGCCUUUAAGCAGAUGGACAAACAGAUUGAAAAGGAGCGGAACUCCUCCUGCAUUGUGGGCGGCUGCUGUGCACUGGCAGUGAUCUACAUUCUGGGAAAAAUCUACGUGGCAAAUGCGGGUGACAGCAGGGCUAUUCUAAUCCGUAACGGAGAAGUUAUCCCACUGUCUAAUGAAUUCACUCCUGAAUCAGAGCGACAACGACUGCAGUAUUUAGGAUAUUUACAACCACAUCUGCUUGGAAAUGAGUUCACACAUUUGGAAUUUCCAAGGAGAAUUCAGCACCGGGAAAUUGGCCGCAAGAUGUUGUUCCGCGAUUAUAGCAUGACUGGCUGGGCAUACAAGACCAUAGAAGAGGAUGACCUGAAGUUCCCAUUAGUGUAUGGGGAAGGCAAGAAGGCACGUGUCAUGGCAACUAUAGGAGUAACUCGAGGACUGGGAGAUCAUGAUUUGAAGGUUCAUUGUUCCAACAUCCACAUCAAACCUUUCUUGUCCUGCAUGCCAGAGGUGAAAGUUUAUGAUGUGAAAAAGCAUGAGCAUAGUAUGGAUGAUGUUAUAGUGAUGGGGACAGAUGGCCUGUGGGACGUGGUCUCAGAUCGUGAGGUGGCUGAUACAGUCAUUCACAUGCUUUCCAACUGUGAUCCUGAUGACCCCAACAGGUUCACACUGGCAGCCCAGGACUUGGUGAUGAAAUCCCGCGGGGUUUUGAAGGACCAUGGGUGGCGAUUGUCAAAUGACAGGCUGGGCUCAGGUGACGACAUAUCCGUGUUUGUCAUUCCUCUUUAUGGGCACACGUGAUUGGCCUUUGGGGCGACCAAUCCUUCAGCUCUGCAAAGACUGGAAAAUGGAUCUAUCCGUCUGUGAAUAAUGGAGACACAAGAGACUGUAUGCUGGAAUCUAGAGCAAAAAAAAACCCCACAAUGUUGUGGAGGAACUCAGGCACCAUCUGUGGAGGGAAAUGGGCAAUCUGGUUAAUAGACCAGUCCAGAUCGGAGGUCUUUGCCUGAAGCGUCAACCAUCCAUUUCCAUCCCCUGAUGCUGUCUGACCAAUUGAGUUCAUAGAAUGCAGAACAGUACAGCGCAGGAACAGGCACUUUGCCCCAUGAUAUUGUGCAGGAUUCCUGCCAGUGAUUUUUGCUGCAUCUCUAACCUUUUUAAAUUGGGUUGUUCCCCACGAGUAUAAUACAAUAUAAUCCCUCUUGAAAGCAGGAGCUUGCACUUGUGAGUGCCUUUCAUAACCUCACAGCAUUCCAAAGUGUCUUAAGGUUGUGUAGUCAGUGCAGGAAUGUCUGAAAUCUGUCUCUCAACCUGCGUAUUACAAAUUCCUAAGAAAAUGUGAUAAAUGGUACAGUAAAUCAAAUUAUUGAGCCUUAGUCAAGACCAAAUAUAAGCAUUAACAACCACGUGCACACUCCUGCAAUUUUUCAAGUUUAUAUCCACCUGCGAUGAGCUUCAGUUCAAAAUCUUAUCCAAAAGACUGCAUUUCAGUAUUGUACUGAGAGCUGGUGUGGUUUGGAUUAUCAGGUCUCUGGAACAGGGCAUGAACACUCAGUCCUGAGGCUGUUAAGGAAGAGAUUUUCCACUGAGGUAUGCUGACAAAUUCCUUCACUUCUGCAAAGAACUAAAUCUUUCAGAAUAUAUCUUGAGACUGGCUACUGAUGAGGUCACGGUACCCUGCUGGGUGACCACCAUGUUCUGAGAAAGUCAAGUUCAAAGCUAAGUGCUGACAAUGCCAGAGAACUGAAGUAGAAAUAAAAUUCCUGAAAGCUAGUUUCAAACUGACCUCAUCUACGUGCUUUAUUAUGACUAACCUGCAAUCUCUGGACUUUAUAGGUAUUAAUGAAGUGAGGGACAAUCGACACUCUGUAAAUAUAUAACAUUAACACAAAUGCCAGAGAUGACAGGUGUACUUAGACUAGCCACAAUUUCCCCUGGAAUAUCCAGGAAUUGAAGAUGCAGGAUAUGGCUUUGACCAAGAUGUCCAAGAGAAAAAUUAUAAUGGGCAAGGAUAAUGUUCUUUUCUUUGAGCACUUUAAAAACUUACUAAAAAUAUUAACAUUUUGCUUGUUAACAUUCUGCAGAUGCUGGAAAUCGAAAGCAACACACAUACAAUGCUGGAGGGACUUAGCCCAAAACGUCGACAGUCUAGUCAUUGCCAUAGAUCCUGCCUGACCUGCUGAGUUCCUCCAGCAUUUUGAAUGCAUUACUAAAAAUAUAGAUUGUAAGGAAAAAGACUGGAUGAGUAGCUUAAAAUGAGGAGCACAGGGAAGUGGCAACUCUAUAGUUAAGAGUCUUGGCAUUUAUUCAGCCAGAAGGACCUAAUGUAAUUUCUUUCCCCUAUCACCCACCUUCCCAAGGCAGGAUCCAGCUGUUAAAUGAUAAUCACACAAAAGACAGCAGGUGCUGGGAUCUGGGACAACAAAAAAUCUGUUAGAGGAACUCAGCAGUUUGCAGUUCAUCUGUGAACAGAUGAGGGAAUUGGCACCGAUAGUCCUGAUGCAAGACUUUGACCUGAAACUGGACAAUUUCCUUCACCCCACAGAGGCUGCUUUACCCAGAAUACCUCCAGCAGAUCAUUGCCAUUAAACAACGAUCCUCGAGCUUUCAUUUUGCUUAAUUCCAACAGGCGCUUGUUCAAUGCUGGUUCUAACCCGGUUUAGUGACAUUGCUUGAGGGAUAAACAUCAAUCAGAACAGCAAGGGAAAUUCCACAGCUUUCUCAAAUAAGCCAUGGGAUGUUUUACGCUUAUCUGAGUUGGAAAAAUAGUCCUGAAUAAACAUUUCAUUUGAAAAGCUGCCACUGGGACUCCUUUGUGGCCGCACCAGCGAUUUUCAGCAUUCUUUAUUUGAAGAAAUGAAUUCUGACAUCGCCAGUGAAUGACUCGAUUCUAAUUUUAAGGGUAUGCUGGAAAUACAGUUAGGAUUGCAGCUCUUGUUCACCAUCCUGGGAUGCCAAAUGGGAAACGAGAGAUUUCGAAUGGCUGAGAUGUUGUGUGUGGUAGAUCAGCCCAGUGCCAUCAAAGAAAUAUGUUUGAGGUGGUGCAUUUACUCCUUGCCUUUUGCCUUUGCCUCUCAAUCACUUUAAUCCUUUAAGACAAUUCCAAAAACCAAAACCUUUCACAGUUUUUGGACAUCUAUUCUUAACAUCUCCCUAUGGAUCCAAUUAACAAUUUAUUUUGAUGGUGUAAAGAGCCUUAGGAUAUUUUCAUUGUGUUAAACAGGCUGUGUAAAUGAAAGAAAAGUGUUUGUUCUUCCUCCUUUCUGCCGACAAGGAGCUCAGAACUAUUAUGAGAUUUAAAAGACCAAGGACAGAAAUCAUUAAAAGCCAAUGGGCAGUUACCAAAGUUCAUGGGAAAAGGUAAUGUAAUUUUUACUUUUAUCUCCAUGGGAUCUGGUUUCCACAAGGCACAAGUUAUGCUCCCACUGCAUGGAAUCGCGAUCAGAUUCACAUCAAGAGCACUGCAUUCAGUUUCAACAUCUUUACCUUGAAGGAAGCAUUGGCACAGGAGAGGCUACAGGACAGGUUCCUAGAAACAAUUUCUGAUCCUAGAAGUGGAUUAAGUUACAAAGUCAGGUUGCAUUUACUUAAACACAGUCCCUUCAACACUGACAAUUUGAUGGGAAGGAAUGGCAGUAGUAUUGUUGAUUCAACGGAGGUGUAUGAAAUGUUAAUGAUUUGAUAAGGUAAUGAGAACCUAAAAUCCUUUAAAUCAAAAAUUAUGAACUUAGAUAUAUAGGGGUAAAAUGAAGAAUUUUUUAAGCAAAGAUCAGCAAAAUUUCUGUAAGUGAAUAUAAAUAAAAAGUUG
This is a messenger RNA of Hypanus sabinus (Atlantic stingray), 4571 nucleotides long. Its product is annotated as protein phosphatase 1H-like. The transcript has 10 exons. Gene Ontology annotation, biological process: protein dephosphorylation. Lineage: Eukaryota; Metazoa; Chordata; Chondrichthyes; Myliobatiformes; Dasyatidae. The record is from RefSeq and is a predicted model, not a curated record. Bases 23 to 1564 code for a protein of 513 amino acids. Gene Ontology annotation, molecular function: protein serine/threonine phosphatase activity.